UUCAGUUUGCGAUUCAUAAUAGACGACGCUGCACGUAAUUUAUAGCCCACGAAGGGAUCGGCAAAUUGUACUUGAUAGAAUGGCCGCAGUCAGUGAAGAUUUUCUAAAGAAAUGUGAGGUGAAACACAAUGAAACGCUGGGCAGGUUUGUGAUUGCCUCGCGCCAUAUUGGAGCUGGAGAGACAGUGCUGUUGGAGCAGCCGACUCUCUUGCUGGCCAACAGUGCGGAUCGACGUUGCUGCAGCUGCCACAAGCUGACGACAUCGUUUUGCGGACAGUGUCGACUGUUGCCGCUGUGUGGCGAAUGUGCCAGUCACGAGAGCAGGGAUUGCCAGCGUCUAGCGAAUCUUCAGUUGAACGCCGAGCAAGUGGAGGAGCUGCAGACACACACAGAGGUCCAUGGCGCUCUAAAGUAUCUGCUGUUGCGGGAACACACCGAGACGCAGGCUCAGUAUGAGGAAUUGCUGCAGAUGGAGUCGCAGCUGGGUGUCAGACGUGAUACGGACAUUUGGAGACACUAUGAGGAGGAGGUAAUAGCGCCACUGCAUGCCACGGGCUUGCUGCUAAAGCUGCACAAUGGCGCUGACAUCGAUGCUGAGCUACUGCAGCGUUUGCUGGGCAUUGCGGACAUCAAUGCCUAUGAGAUACGUGCUCCUGAAACAGGUGGUGCCAUGAGGGGCAUCUACAUGCGAGCUGCUCUCUUUGCGCACAGCUGCCUGCCUAAUCUGGUGACGGCCAUCGAUGAGCAGCGGCAGAUUAAAAUCUACGCCAGUCGAGCUAUAGCUGCUGGAGAAGUUCUCUACAAUUGUUACACCAAUAUUCUGCUGGGCACCGAGGAGCGUCGGCAUAUUCUGAAGACUGGCAAAUGCUUCGAUUGUCAAUGUGUGCGUUGCUUGGAUCCCACAGAGCUGGGCACGCACAUGAGCAGUUUUGUCUGUACCAGCUGCAUACCUGGUGGUUACAUUGUUCGCCAUUCGGAUACUGGAGUUUGGCAGUGUUUGCUCAAUGCUGAGCAUACGCUGAAAGCUGAGUUCGUAGCCAAUGUUCUGGAGCGCGCCAAGGAGGAGGUGUUUCAUGCACGCGACGAUAUAUAUCGACUGGAACUGUUGCUCGUCAAGCUGGGACGUUUGUUGCAUGGCAAUCAUUACAUUAUGUUGGAUCUGAAGCAACAUAUUGCCUCCAUACUGCGACAGAUUCUGCAAAACAUGGCUCAUCGUCCCAAUCGUAAAGUUUAUGAACGAAAGAUUCGUUUGUGCCAAGAAAUAUUGCUUGUGCUAAAAGUUGUGGCGCCUGGACUUAACCGAUUGAAGGCCAUUGCCCUAUAUGAAUUGGCCAAUACCCAGGCAGAGUUGGGACGCAAGUUGUACAGCGAACAAGAGCACAAUGCUUCCGAUUUAUUGGCUGAGCUCCAGCAGACUGAAGUAAUGUCACGAGAAGCGCUUCGAAUGCUACUCUACGAGCCAAUUUCAACUCCUGAGGGUCAAUUGGCUCGCAAUAUGCUACGGGAAUUAAAAGAGCUGCAGAACGAUAUGAAAGCACUUCAGCAAUCAAAUGAUGAUGUUAUCAAUUAAAUUUAUCGUUUUGUUUUAUUUAAAAUACAGAUGUUAAUAACCGUUUAUUUAAAUCUUUUGAAAAACACCAAAUUUGAAUAGGCAAUAA
Messenger RNA from Drosophila nasuta, 1658 nucleotides. It is a transcript of the gene SmydA-6, whose product is annotated as SET and MYND domain containing, arthropod-specific, member 6. The transcript is spliced from 4 exons. Gene Ontology annotation, molecular function: protein binding. NCBI's taxonomy places the organism in Eukaryota, Metazoa, Arthropoda, Insecta, Diptera, Drosophilidae. The record is from RefSeq and is a predicted model, not a curated record. Bases 80 to 1570 code for a protein of 496 amino acids.